AUGGAGGUGAAUCCAACUCAAGAGUCGACGCAGCCGUACUCCGACCCUCGUCGUAUGGGCUCACAUAACUCUGGCCUACACGACCAAGAUGUAUCAGAUAUUAUUUGCAUCUUGCACCCGGGCUCUCAUCCAGCUCACGAGGCUGUUGAUGCAACCUCACGCCAGCCAAAGGGUUAUCAGCACGUCCUCCAACGCGAUGAGUUCCAGUUCGACUCAAUCGAUUCAUCAUCUCGCGAUAUUGCCAUUCGGAUGUCGUCCUCGGUCCAUGACUUGUCCCUGGGUUUUGUCUUUGGACGAAAUCCAUCAAAAUGUGACGUGCUUCUGAGUCCCGAAGUCGCAUCAAAACAUAUUUCUAAUAUCCAUUUUCGCAUAUUUGUGAACGAUGAUGGGAUUCUGAUGCUACAAGACUUGUCAACAAAUGGUACGGUAGUAGAUGAUACUCGGCUGUGGAAACGUAACGCCCAAACCACCCGUAUGCUCGUCAACGGCUCAGUUAUUAUCGUGGCAUCAGACAACAAACAUAACAAGGAAGUACGGUUUGUCGUACGCAUUCCCUCUCGAGACGGGUUCCAAGUACAAUACACUCAGAACCUGGUGGCGUAUUUAGAUCGAGUUGCACGACAUAACGCAAAGGUCCAAAAUUUGCAAGCUCGUGCUCCUCCGCCACAGACAGCUUUUCAGUGGACGUUGGGAAAUCCUUACGGGAUGCAUUGGACCGGCGGCUCGAUCUACAACGUCACGGGGCAAAUUGGUAAGGGUGCUUUUGCUACUGUCUACAAAUUAGCAACAAAGCAAGAUGGUAUUGUGUAUGCGGCCAAGGAGCUUGACAAACGCCGCUUCAUGAAGAAUGGGAUCCUUGAUCAGAAAGUUGACAAUGAAAUGAAAAUUAUGAAAGAUCUUCGCCACCCCAACAUUGUCCAAUAUGUUGAUCAUCAUGAACAUGAUCGCUGGAUUUACAUUAUCAUGGAGUAUAUUGCAGGAGGCGAAUUGUCAGCGUAUCUGGCAAGCAAUGGAAAGAUCGCCGAAGACAUGGUUAAAAGCAUCGCUCGGCAGCUUUUACACGCUUUACAGUAUUUGCACAAGCGCAAAAUCACACAUCGAGACAUCAAACCGGAUAAUAUUCUUAUAUCGUCUGUUGACCCUCUCAGAGUGAAAUUGUCUGACUUCGGUCUAUCCAAAGUUGUGCAAGAGGAGACCUUCAUGAAAACCUUCUGUGGCACUCUGCUUUAUUGUGCGCCAGAAGUGUACCCCGAAUAUGACAACUAUAGACAGGGCGUAGCUAGAAAGCGCCGUCGACUUGGCGAUCCACCGCCACGAACUUCUCCAUAUGAUCAAUCUGUUGAUAUGUGGUCACUAGGAGCGGUACUCUUCCAUCUUCUCUGCGGCUCACCACCAUAUACCGGUCGUGGGGAUGACAGGGGAGCCCAAAUGCUUCGAACAAUUAUGACAACAGACGUAGACUACGAUCUUCUCCGUGAGGAAGGAGUGUCAGAAGAAGCCAUAGACUUCGUGUCCAGGCUCUUACGUACAGACCCGCAGGAGCGUUCCACCGAAAGGGAGUUGUUUAAACAUGCCUGGAUUGCAAAUGUUCCGGACAUUGACGACUACCCUGACUCCGAAGAGUUCCCAUUGGAGGAUGACCAGCUCGCCAUGAUUGCGGAAGCCUUGGAAGAUGAAUUAGAUGCGUCUCAGUUGUCAAUCAAUGACCAUGGCGAUUACAAUGAAAUUGUGAUAGGUGGAGAAUCACAAGAAACACUAUUGAAACGCCCGCGCCUUGAUGCGGAAACUUCCAUCCACUAUCCUUCGCUACCACCCAUAAACAGCUUCUCAGUUCUUGAAGUGCCGUCAAAUCUACAAGCUACAACGGCAAAUCGACUUUUUGGCGAAGUCACGUCAUCUGCUUUGCGUAGCUCCGGCAUCUUUGGCAAUCUAAGUCCUCGUGCCUUCGAUGUGAAGAGCGAUCAAUCUUCUGGUGAGUCGAUGGAGGUGGAUGCGGAUGAUCUGUCUGCUGGAGUCUACUCAUUUCCCCAACCCGAUUUCGCUGGCUCCGCACCCAGUCUCCUAGGGGCUGAUAGCCUAGUGGGACAGCUCAACAUGUCACCCCACGAUACCUCUUCCAAAGACCCUGCAGCUGCAGAUGUCAAGCCGGGCACACCCCAAAGCCGUUCUGUACGAGAGGUAACGCCCGCUAAUCAGGAAAGUGCAGACCCGGCACAGACCAAACACUCCGCAAUCGAGGUUACACCAAAAGCCCUCCCUUUUCAUCGUCGUAUCGAACUCCCACUUCCUGAUACCGCCAGCGAAAGCUCGAUGCCGCGAAGCGACUCUUUUCAGGGUCCCUCGAGUGACGGUGUCGAUGAGAACAAACAAGAUGAGCUAGCCGUGACCGUCGAUGCUCGCACCGGCCGAGAAAUAGUCGACGAUCUACCUCCGACGACGGAUAGUGACUAUUCUGACCGUCUACAAAUGGAGACUAGAACGAUUGCCAGUGAAAUUCCCCAGAGCUUGACAUUAUCGAAUUUUUUAAAGCCUCGACCUUUGCUUGGUAGAUUGAUGACUGUUCCUGGAUCUAUCUUCGAACUCACUUUGCGUUUGGAAGAUCGAAUGACAUCCUGGGGUCGUGGGCCUUUGGCAACCCUUGUGUAUCCGGAUCGCAUGGACACCCGCAUUCCAGCAUAUGCGAUUGAAGUUACGUUUUGGAGCCCAGGUAUCGAACCACUAAUUUCUGAAGGAGCCGACUGGAGAGAUAUGCCAGAUGUGAUGACAAUCUUAUCAACAAAGACACGCAAUCGCAUCUGGGUAAAUGACGUUGAACUUCGUCGUGGUCCAACGAUUGAUAACGGCAGCGAAGUCUGGAUUUUUGGCAAAAUCUACACCGGCGAUAUCAUCACGAUCUGGCAGAACGGCGGCAAAUUCCUCCGUUUCCGUUGUGAAAUUUACCAUGGCGAUAGUGCUCGACCUCGCCCUGAGUCUGAGAAGGGAUUCAUUGUGCGACAGGUGCUACAUCCAAAGAGCAACUCCGAUCGGAAUCGCCAAUCAAAUAGACUCGAUAGCGACAAGCUGUAUGCAUAA
Molecule: messenger RNA, 3072 nt
Organism: Talaromyces marneffei
Lineage: Eukaryota; Fungi; Ascomycota; Eurotiomycetes; Eurotiales; Trichocomaceae
Exons: 3
Coding region: 1-3072 (1023 amino acids)
Biological process (GO): autophagy; peptidyl-serine phosphorylation
Cellular component (GO): cytoplasm
Molecular function (GO): protein serine/threonine kinase activity; protein binding; ATP binding
Source: RefSeq, a predicted model, not a curated record